Molecule: messenger RNA, 3435 nt
Organism: Penaeus vannamei (Pacific white shrimp)
Lineage: Eukaryota; Metazoa; Arthropoda; Malacostraca; Decapoda; Penaeidae
Source: RefSeq, a predicted model, not a curated record
AGGUGAGGCCCUCCUGACCAGCACUGAGCGGCUGCAGAUGACGCCGUCGCCCUCGCACGUGAGCCUCCUCCUGCGUCUGCGCGUGCGUCGCCUGUCAACGAGCGGUUCGGUGGUGCAGUCGGGCGUCCUUGAGACGGCAGACGGAAGCUAUCUCGAGCACCUCUCUCUCUUCUAUGGCGGCUGCGGAGAGCGCGCCACCCGCCUCUACCAGUUCUUGCACACUCUUGGCAACCUCACCUACCUCAAUUGCACCGACUUCUGCAACAACCACAUGAUCGACAUCGUGGCCAGAACCUGCGACCACCUCCACUGCAUCGACCUUCGAGGCUGCUACGACGUCAACGAUGACGGCGUACUGCGGCUGUGCGGGCUGGAGGACGGCCUCCGCGACAUCAUCGAGGUCCUGAGCAAAGGCGGGAGGCUGCAGCCGAGCUCGCGCUGCUCGCGGUCCCUCAAGGAGAUCAAAUUCUCCAUGACGAAGGUGACGGAAGCAGGCGUGGCUGUCAUUCUGCUCGUUCUCACCAAUAUUGAGAUUCUGCGAGUUCCGGACAUCAAGAUGGAGAAGGUUUUCAAGUUCUUGCAGACGCUUGAUCAUAAAAAUGUUCAAUGCAAUCUUAAAGAAUUUCAUUCGCGUGAAAUUCUUAAUGAAUUCCAAUUGACGGUCCUCACGAGCCUCUGCCCGAACCUGGAAUACAUCCAAGUCUCGUUUAUCGGAAAUUCGGAAAUGGACCUGUCGCGGCUUCAGCAGCUGACUCGUCUUCAGAAGCUCCGGCGCGCAAAGUUCGCUGACGUGAACUGCGAUGCGCUAGUGUGGUUCCUGGAGCAGGUCGGCGGCCGCAUGACGCACCUCUUCCUCUACACGUACCACACGCGCUUCGCGCAGCAGAAGCUGAGCAUCACUCGCAACCACCUGCAGUGCCUCGCUCAGUAUUGCCCGAGUCUGGAGAGCCUCUGCUUGGACGGCUACCUGCUGGGGGAGGACAUCCCGUACCACCUGGCACCCGAGAACAUCCAGUACUUCAAGACCCUCCGAACCCUCCAGGUGGCUUCCAUGAAACUUUCCGAGGACGACCUGAAGGUGUUCCUCAACAAAUGCCAAAACAUGCGGAUUCUGGAGCUCGUCCUUCAGAAUCCACAUGUUCUGUACGACCGCCUUAUCUGCCAGCUCCUGGACGCGGGUGUCUGGGAAAACCUUGUCAAAAUCCGUGUCCUCAACUCGCCGAUCACGAGUAAGGUGAUGACCCGCUUGGUUACAGAGUGUCCGCACCUGCAGGAGGUCGGCUGCCUCUACACCUGGCUCGUCUCUAAAGAACAGGUGUCCGAGUUCAAGGAAAAAAUUCGGCACCAGAAUUUUGAUAUCGAAAUCUACUGACGGUGAGUACGCGCUCCGUGCGUGCUACUCCCCGCUGUUCUCUUGCAAAAAUGUUUCAUUUGUGAUGACGCUUGCUGCAUACCACACGCAAGGUACGAAGUGAUAUGCUGUUUACGAGUGUGAUUGCCAAUUCCCUGGCGGCCAAAGGAAAUGUUAGGAACCCCAAGACUGUCUGAACACCUGAGCCAAAACGCGCAGAUGCUGUCUUCUGCUGCAUUUUAGAUGUCUGUGUAAGAUCAGUAGGAGUUGCGUGAAGGUGAACGGAAAUCAAGGAAUAUUUUCCUCCCCCAAGAAAGACAUGUUGAAGUGACCUGAUUUUUGCUUUAAUAUCGAAUCUAUUUAUUCUUUGAAAAAGUUCAAAAUGUUUUUAAUAUAUCUUUAUACAACCUACACUCACGGUAUCCGGACAACGGCCACAGCUAGCAACAAUGUGGUGAGAAAAACGCCAAGAAGGACAUUGAUAUCCUGCCAGGCUCGACCUCUACCCCUGGUGCUAACAGAGGGACGAAGCAGCUGGAAAUGUUGGUGUUUCAGUGCUCAAGAUAUUUACAUGUAGCAGGUGAUACUGCGUUUAUGAAUUUCAUUUUGGCAUUUUGUCAAGCGGCAGGCGAUCGACCUCAUUUGCUGGAGGGAGACUAACCCUGCUCUCCUUAAGUAUUCCUACCCUGUACCAUUCAGGUAGCGGCUACUUUAAGGCCCGACCACUAAAAGAUCAGACAUAUCGGACCUAUCCGUCUGCUUUUCACUGACUUAGGCAUCAGAUCAAAGGGCUUUAGCCAAGGUCAAAGAAGGUUUGAGGCGGAGUAAGGAUAAAGAAAAAAAUACAGAGCAAGGGAUAUCCGUGUGUGAUCGAACAACCUGCCAACUUAGUCCGUUGGCCGGGCUCAAGUUGGAGACUGCCAAAGCUAAGGAGCCUCGACUUUGCUCUCUUUAGUUAGUCCUCCCACAGGAAUUCGGAAUUCAACACGAUUGCAUUUUGUUUUCUCAUGGAACUCCAGGAAAACAAUUUAUUGCAGAGUUGUCAUUUGUUAUGUUUGAGUUAAUACUUUUCCAUGAAAACAGCCACGCUAAAACAUGAAACCUAGCAAUCGCCCAACUUUUGACGCAGCCUGUGUAGGGGACUGGUAGGAUGUCUCAGAAUUUAUAUUAUAUUAAUAUAAAAGCCUAUGUUGUACUAUUGAGUGCAAAACUUAAACUAGUUUUCACUCCAUUUUGGAAUAGUUUUCAGAUUGUUGACAACGUGUUUAUUUUGAGAUGUAUCGUAUAUCUUGUCUGUAAGUCGUAAGAUGUUGUCUAAAAAUACCAUUUCAUCAGCCAGUUCAUUCAGCAUUACUCAUACUAGGCGAGUCCAAAAUCAUGCAUAUUCGACCCUUGUUAUUACACGCACUAACGUUCAAACUCAAGAGUAAGUUAUAAUACUGCAGUCUGCCGAAGUGGAAUGUGUGCCCAAAAGAAACGUUACUUUAUAAAUUGAAGAGUAAUUAGCUUGAAUGUUUAUUUGUAGUUCUUGGGUCUGCAAUUUCCCUUAAAUAAGCAGAGUUUCUACGACAUUUGUAAUAACAUUUGGUCGCGUCACCCAAGUACCUGUGCUCAGUCCGCCCUCAGCUGUCAUGAUCACAUUAGAAUCUACGGUAGUGUUAUUUUGAGUGUGAUUCAAUAUUUAUUCACCUGACUAAAAUCACUUAGUGUCUCGUUCAUUACGGCAGAGAGUGAGGAACCUGUUUAGUACCAGAGAAUAUUACUAUUUUGACAAUGUAUCUUAGACUAAAGCUAGUCAGUUUGCGACCGCCUCUGCGGCAUACUCAAGUGCCAGCUGAAGCCAGAGAAUAUGUAUAAUCCUUUUGCUCUUUCAUGAGCAUGGUUUUUGCAUGUUUAAAGGGUGGAAGCGAGCCGACGCGAUGCCAAAGGAGUUUAUUUCAGUCAGUUAAAAUAGGAAGAGAAAGGAACAAGCUCUCGGAGGCGCGAGAGACGCUUCCCGGGAUGGUCCUUGUGUCGAUUUAUCCAAUUUUGUCUUUCACGCAGUUGUGACUUGUUUCUGAAUAAAUAGUUGAUUUUUUCAUUAC